CUACAAAUAAAGCGAAGGUUGUCCAUCGAAUCCCGGUUUGAUAUCUACAGCCUAUUACCGACAGUUCGACCUAUGGCAUCUCUGCGACAGCUUUGGGGGCCAACCUAGGCCAACACCGAAAAGGCCCGUUUUUCGAGUUGCAGUCUCCGUGGAGUAAUAACGUUUACAUAUAAGAUGCUUUGAAAGGCCCACCGCCUGGUAUGGCGGCUUCCUUCCGCCCUGCAAAUUGAAAGUGGCCAUGGGAAAAGUAUCUGCAAAGAACCAGAACAGGCGGCCCGUAAACUACUGGAGCCGGUUUAACCAGUGGUGGCGACAUGUCCUAGAGGAAAGCGGCCGACGUCCUGAUGCGGCAGCCAUAAACCGGUGGUAUGAGGAGAACGCACAAUCAACAUGGCCUCCAAACGAUAUGCCGACGAUGCUGGAGACUCGAAUCCAUGCGAAGUGCCUGCGAAGUGUGGACGAGGUUCGAAACUACUUCCGGGCUUACCGAGCGCAGCGACGGGGCGACGCUGUACCUCGCAGCGACUUCACGACUGACAUAGAUGAAUCCGCCGCCCAGACGGCUCCAGACACCGUGACGGCUGCAGCACGCGUCGUCCAAAGCCGAGCCGGUGCAGCCGCAAGUAGCAAAGCCAGUGCGCAUCCCCUGGCGCCUACUCCAGCCGGCGUUUCAAAGGUGGUGGGUUCCGCAACCGCCAGGACCUCCAAGCCUGCCAGCCAAAGCAGCGUGUCGCUCCUCCUCACGCCCCAUGCCCACUCACACAAGGCAUCCGACGGCGGUUCCAGCAUCGUAGCGGGUCCUAGUGCAACCGGUGCAGUUGACGUCAGCAACUGGAACCGAGUAUGGCAGCACAACACCCUGAACGCCAUUACCACAGGUGCCGCCUUGGGCACUGGUGUCAUCGCCGGCUGUGGCGGCCAAGCUGCACGUCAGCACCACGUCGUUAGCAGCGCUGCUGGCCUGUGCAACGGCGGCGAGCUCCGUGCGGCGGCACCGCCCGGCGGCGCCGGUGCGGCCUCGGCUGUUGCGGCUACAGAGUGCCCUAAUCAGGUCAAUGCAGCUGGUGGGCAGCCGGCGCCUCCGCAGCAGCAACCUCAGCUGUUCCUGAACUCACAACAGCAGGCGUUUCUUGCGCAGCGGCAGCAACCUGCAGGAGGCACCAGUGCCGACUUCAACGGUGCACCCGGCAGUUCAACGCAACUGGCGUUGCUGUCCCAGUCAGUGACAGCGGCGGCGGCGGUGGUGUUGCAGCCGCCACCGUCGGCAAGGCAGCAGCAGCCCGUAACGCUGCAAGACCGGCAACAACCGAAUCCCAACACAGCUGCGGGCCAAGCAGAGCCCUUGGGGGGUGUUUGGCCGCCCGUUUUGGUUGCGUCCUCACAGCAGCCAUUUGGGCUGCUGCAAGCUGGCCCCUCCCAUCAGCAGCAACAGCCCUUGCUGCAGCCGCAGCCGCACCUGAUGGCCUGCGCGUGGCAACCGACCGUCCAAAGCGGCGGACCCGACGUCCAACAGCGUGCGACUGACUGCGGUAACAGUGCGGCUCCUGCUGCCGAGGAGCCUACGACGCAACAGACGGCUCAGGCUGCUGCGCCGUGGGAUUCCUGCAUGGCUAGGGAGGGUGAGGUAGCGGUAGCUACGCCCAUGGAGGGUGUGAUAUGCGGCCUGCCAAAUGAUGGCGGAGAAAAGGUGGAAGGGAGCUGGUUCAUGGUGCAGUAUCCAGCGCCGAGUCAACAGCAACAGCAGCCGACUCCUAUGGACCGCGGUACAGUAGUGGCCGACGCUGGGAUCUGCGUGUUAGACGUAGCUGUUGGAGACAAGCUGCAGCGGCAGCAACCGGAAGCUGGGCCUUCAAGCGGAAAUCCGUCGCCCGACGCGCCCAGCACCGUGUCCCACAUCACACCCCCAGCGCAGCGUACCUUCCAGGUGGCUGACCUAUCCGGGUUGCUAUCGCCCGGCAGCUGGCUCACUGCCCAACUCGAGGAUCAUGACAUGGACCUCACCCUCUGCGGCGAUGACUCCGAUGCCGCACCGGGGCAUGCAGUACAGGGGCAAACGCCGCACGAAUGUGCCACGAAGGCGGAUGCGGCUCGAGACUCGGAGGCGGGAGCCACGUGGCUCGGGGCCCUAUCGUCCUCGGUGGUCGAGACCGGGGCUGGCCGGGAGAAUGCCAUGCAGCCGGUUGACCCCGGCAGGCAGCUGCACGGUUGUCGCAGAGGCAUGGGAUCCGAUUGCGGUGCGCCUGCCAGGACGAUCACGACCAGCAGCGGCAGCAGCGUGCUGCCAGAACAGCCCCAGCACAGCGACCCGCAGUACGGCUGUCAUGGUCCUCAUUACCCUCAGCAGCAGCAGCAGCUCAUGCAUGAACAGCAGCAGGCUCAGCCGUCUGGGUUGUACCACGUGCAGGUGAAGCAAGAGCAGCCGCCGCAGGGACCACCACAGCUACUGCAUCGAGGGCAAGGUUUUAUAGGCGGCGGUCAAGGCCAAGCGCACGUCGAGGUCGCAGCCAGUGGGCCCAUGCAGCAGCAACAACGAGGUGGCGCUGAGAAGCAGCAAGAGCAUGCGGCGGGCCACUCCGCCUCCGCUCCUUUGCCGCCGCUGCCACCUUUGCCGCCCCGGCUACAGCUGCAGCACAUGCAGGAGUUACUGCGCGCACGGAUCAGCCAGCUCGUCCACUCCCGCAACUUGGCCGCCAGGUCAGGAGCCAUAACAGCGGUAGCCUCCUCCCCCUCUCUGAGCUCUAUCAGUGGCGGCACCAGUAGCAAUUCCGCAUGCGCCAACAACAGCCACCUACUUGCAUGGGGCAGCCAGCAUACCUCAGCACCCCUGCCGCCCCAACAGCACCCAGCCUCUAGCCAGCAAACAUCUGUGGCCACGCAGCUCCCUCGACCCCUUUGCAUGUCGCAACGUGCCGUGGCCUCCGGUGGCGGCACUGCCAGCAAUGGCCCUGCACAACCGGUGGGGCCACCCAUAGUCCGUGCGGGUUCCUGGUCCCAGGGCGAUGCAAGCGCCCGCAACCCACUGUUGGCAGCACUCGUAGCCCGACCCAUCAACGUGGCUCAUUUAGCCCAGCAGCUCCGCCUAGGGCAACAGCUAGGGCACUCCCUUUCGGGCCCAGUACCGGCCGUGGAGGCUGCAAACCGCGGUGCGCCAGGGGGCAUGCAGCCAUGGGCCCGGCGGCACAGCCAGCCUGGCAACGCCACGCAAGCAGUGCCUCAAGGACACCAGCAGCUGGGCGGCGUGCCAGGUUGUCCUGUUACGGAGUUGCUGCGGCAAUGGCAGCAUGCCGGGCAGCCAGGAAGGGUGGGGCCGCAGGCGCAAGGGGACAAGUCGCUAGGUGCUGCUUGUGGAGGUGGGCCGCCAAGCACUUGGGGCGCGGUUGGGGAAGGCAAUCGCCAGGCUACCUGUGCCGGACCCAACGCAGCUACGGCGGCCAGCUCAGGCGCCGCUGCAGCCCCACUCAGCAUUCGUACCGCAAACGCCCCACAGCCUCAUGGCGGCAGCGGGGCCCCAGCUUCGCAGCGGCCGCCUCUGACGAGAACAUUCUCCGCUCCUGCCACUCCUGGGGCUUUAACGAGCGCGACGGGUGUGAACAUGCCUGCGUUCUCCAGCAGCACAGGUCUUCCGCAGGCGCAUCCCCUGCAACAAGACCUGACCCCGCAACAGCAGCAGCCGCAGGUAACGGGUGGUCCGGGCCUUGGGACGCCGGGCCGGAGUCUGGGUGCGGGUUUGUUGGGCAGUCCGCCGGGCUGCUGGGAUGACAACGCACUUGCUGAGUUUGAGGGUGAUACCCUGUGGCUUAGCGCCCUGCUGUCACCUAGCGCAUCGCCGGCGCCUGCAUCCCUGUUUGGGUGAGCUGGAGGGGGGCUGCUCCGCUGCAUGGGUAGGGCAGUUAGCGCGGUAAUGGAAGGAACUGCGGUGGCUGUGACGAAGUUGGAGCCGGUGGUGAAGGGUCGUCGCCAUCCUGACAGGUGUGAAAGUUGGGGCAGCAGCACCGUUGGGGCUGUGGGCAGGGGGCCUGCUAACGUGUGUUGGAUGAUUGGAUUUGUGGAGAAGGCUGUACAGAGAGAACCCUGCCUGUGAUUAGGUUUGCUGUUGUUUAUUGUCAGGGGGCAAUUGUAACGGCCAUCGCUGUUGUGUGAACCCCGCAUGUUGCUUGUAUUGAAACCAGUUGCGAAAGCAUGAAGGGCUGCGCCACCCAAAGUUGCGUUGUUGGAGCAAGAACAGAGGCGACGGGAAGCAGGAUUUGGAGGAUGGAUGGCGGACAUUGGCAUUGCUGACUGUUGUUGUAGCUGCCGUCUUUUCCACCGGGGGUUGGCGACCAUUCCGUCGCCCCGAUUGCGUCGAAGCCGGGAGUCUUCUUGCAGCAUAACGGUGAACAGUUUUAGAGGGAGAUAGGCUAGGUGUUUUUCUCUGAGGACGAUUACAGGAGGGUGGCAGGGAAGCCUCUUGCAGCACUCCAUUUCACGCGGUGCAGGAGGUUCCAGUUGGUACUUGUACUGCAGGGGUUUCCAUGCGUGGAUCAAGCAACGUCACAUCCAUGCGUACCAAUCAGUUUCAAUCACCUGAACUUGGGCAUUAUGUACUGAUACGCUGCGGCUAUUGGUUGUGAGAUCGUUGCCUACACAUGCGUUUGUUGACCUUGUGUUGAUUAGCAGCAGCUCGGUAUUUAUGUUGAGUCCAUG
Messenger RNA from Astrephomene gubernaculifera, 4683 nucleotides. NCBI's taxonomy places the organism in Eukaryota, Viridiplantae, Chlorophyta, Chlorophyceae, Chlamydomonadales, Astrephomenaceae. The record is from the annotation of a GenBank genome assembly.